Molecule: messenger RNA, 762 nt
Organism: Brugia malayi
Lineage: Eukaryota; Metazoa; Nematoda; Chromadorea; Rhabditida; Onchocercidae
Gene: Bma-vab-23
Exons: 5
Coding region: 1-762 (253 amino acids)
Biological process (GO): positive regulation of neuron differentiation
Cellular component (GO): nucleus
Source: RefSeq, a predicted model, not a curated record
AUGCGAUCACCACCAAUCGAUCUGAAUACACUCUCGACGGAAUUGCAUAAAAUUGCACAAGCCAAGACGAAAUUGGAAGAUUUCACGGUGAAGCGCAACGAACUAUUAGCUGAAUUAGCCGAUUUUCAGCAGUCUAAAAAAUUUAUCGAAGAGACACAAAAAACGAUCAGUGAUUUAAAUGAAGAAAAGGAUGCCCAUAGCGAAAUUAUCCAACAAAUUAAUAUGGAUAAACAAGAGUUGGAAAAAAUUAUGAAUUCAGCUAAGCAAGAAAAGCGACAAAUGGAGGAAAGUAUUAGUCAGAAGUAUGAGGAGAUAUUUCGAUUGCUGGAACAGACGAAUGAGUUAUCGCGGGAAAGUGGCAUUAGUGAAGAAGAUCUCAUUUCACCAUCAAUUAUACCACCGAAUAAAAUCGCUCCGAAUAUUUCACCUGCUGGGUCAUUAGCUGCUACAAGUACAGGUAUACCACCUCUAUUGCGUCAUUUUAAGGUGAAUUCAGUACCAGCUGUUGUACAGCGUGCCAUGUUUAAUUUUGAUUCCAUUCUACUGCAAGCAGCAGCACCAACAAUGGGACGACCGCCAACUAUGCAUCAUGCUUUCCCGACUAGUUCAUCACUUGCCAAAGUUGACCAUCAAUCACCGCCCAUGAAGACAUGUCAGUCCUGUUUCCAACAAAUUCAUCGUAAUGCUCCUAUAUGUCCAAUGUGUAAAAGUAAAAGUCGAUCAAAAAAUCCGAAAAAACCGAAGAGAAAGGUGACAGAAUAA